AUGCUUAAUAUUCCAUCACCACCAAUCCCCCUCGACGAGUUCCGCGUCUCCUACGAAACCGGCUUCCUACCCAUCAACACCACCAACAAUAGAAAACUCCCUCUCCACAGACUCUCAAACCCAUACUUCUCGCCCUGGGAAGAUGUAAUUUCUGMCCUGCCACAACUCAUUCAGACCGGCGAGAUAAGACAAAAGGUUCUUGACCUACCGGUCCUCUCUAUCGAAUAUCUCGAUGCACAUGACGAAGCUGAGUGGCAGCGGGCGUACCUCGUGCUCGCUUUCCUGACUCAUGCAUACAUAUGGGGUGGUGAGAAAGCUGAAGAUAAACUUCCACCAAGCAUAUCCCGCCCCUUCCUUGCAGUAUCAGAUCAUCUCGAACUCCCUCCAUGCGCAACAUAUGCAGCUCUCAAUCUCUGGAACUUUACAACCAUCAACAUCGACAACAGCGAAGAGAAUAUAGACCUCACAAACCCAGAUAACAUAUACACCAUCAACUCCUUCACCGCAACCGACGACGAGCGCUGGUUCCUCGUCGUAUCAGUCGCCAUGGAAGCCUGCGGCGCAAAAAUGAUUCGUUUGGUGCUAGACAGUAUCACCACUAUCAACACCACCGCCGCCGCCGAUGACAAAGAUGGCAUGACUACUGAGAGUACAUCAAACCGCAACACUAUUCUCACAAAUCUGCUCAAUGGGAUGGGAGAGUGUAUUGAUGAGCUCGGCUGUAUUCUAGAACGAAUGUACGAACGCAACGAUCCGAUGGUGUUUUAUCAUCAAAUCAGACCGCUGUUGGCCGGAUCGAAGAAUAUGGGUGCCGCGGGACUGCCGAAUGGCGUGUUCUAUGAUACUGGCGACGAUACGGCGCGAUGGCAUCAAUAUAGCGGCGGAAGUAACGCGCAGAGUUCGCUGGUGCAGUUGAUUGAUAUCGCGUUGGGGAUUCAGCAUAUUGCCAGUGGGGAGGUGGAGGGUGAGAAGACGAGUAAGGAUAAACAUACUGCUUUCAUGAAGGAAAUGAGGAACUACAUGCCCGGCCCCCAUCGCCGGUUUCUAGAGUACAUCGCCUCCAUCGCCAACAUUCGCCCUUAUGCACUCAGUCUCCCCGCCUCGUCAGAGGUGCGACAAGCCUACAACGCCGUGGUCAUGAAACUAGGCGGUUUCCGCGACAAACAUAUCCAGAUUGUGUCCCGAUAUGUGAUUUUGCCGGCGUCGCGACCUGUGCCGGAAUCGUCAAAGUAUAAGGAUGUGGCGAAGAAGAAUAGGGUUAAUCUUGCGAGUGCGACGUCGGAUACUGCAGCAUAUUCGUGGAAUAAGCCGAGAGAAGAGAAAGUAUUUUAUGGGACUGGGGGGACGGAUUUGAUUCCGUUUUUAAAGGCGACGAGGGAUGAGACGAAGGCUGCUGCGAGGUUUGCUGAUUAG
This is a messenger RNA of Talaromyces amestolkiae, 1413 nucleotides long. RefSeq lists its product as uncharacterized. Gene Ontology annotation, biological process: 'de novo' NAD+ biosynthetic process from L-tryptophan. Gene Ontology annotation, cellular component: cytoplasm. The transcript is spliced from 3 exons. Gene Ontology annotation, molecular function: indoleamine 2,3-dioxygenase activity; heme binding; metal ion binding. Bases 1 to 1413 code for a protein of 470 amino acids. NCBI's taxonomy places the organism in Eukaryota, Fungi, Ascomycota, Eurotiomycetes, Eurotiales, Trichocomaceae. The record is from RefSeq and is a predicted model, not a curated record.